AUGGGGUUCUUGGGGGUCUACAAGGCCCUCUACGACUACGCUCCGCAGGCGGAAGGGGAGCUUCAAAUCAGCGAGGGCGACAUCCUAUACCUCUUGGAGAAGAGCGAGGAGGAUGACUGGUGGAAGGCGAAGAAGAAGGCUUCCGCCGAGGACGAGGAUGAACCCUCGGGCUUGAUACCUAAUAAUUACGUUGAAGAAGCACGACCUGUUUCUCACGCCCGCGCCCUGUACGAGUAUACGAGACAAACCGAUGAGGAGCUCUCGUUUCCCGAAGACGCGAAGCUCGAGAUCUUCGAUUCCUCGGACCCUGACUGGAUCUUGGCCGGCCACGAUGGUGACUAUGGCUUCGUGCCUGCCAACUAUAUUGGCAUGGGUGAUGGCGAGGGGCAACAACAAGAAGAAGAGGAGGAGGAGGGGGAGGCUGCCCCUCCUGCGCUUCCGGCCCGAGCUCCAAGCGAUCUGGCUAGCCCGCCACUCCCUGCCAGAAACGUUCCUUCAGAACCAAGCAGCCCAGCUGCAUCGGGCCCCGCGGCCGCGCUGGCAAAUGUGAUGGUAGGUCGUUCGGCGUCUACCACGCGCGCUGCGCCGUCGCUAUCCCUACCUCCCAGACCGCAGUAUGCGUCGGAGGAGUCGGAGGACGAGGCCAAGUCGCCACCCCUCCCUACCCGGCCGAGGGGCCCGUCGAUGGCGUCCAUCGAGCAGACUUACCGCUCUCCUCCGCCCGAUCGCCACAUCACCUUCAACGAUUAUGCGCCCGAGGCUGAGGAGCCCCCGGAGGAGCCCCCGCGGACCCCGUCACAGCAGCCGGGAAGUUUCCACAUGUACAAUAUCAACGAGAUGGUCUCCGUGAUGGGCAAGAGGAAGAAGAUGCCGACGACGCUGGGGAUUAACCUGAAGACGGGCAUCAUCCUGAUAGCACCGGAGAGGGCCCAAGAUGGUCCAACCCAGGAAUGGACUGCCGACCGGAUGACGCACUACUCGCGCGAAGGCAAACAUGUGUUUAUGGAACUUGUCAGGCCCAGCAAGAGCGUAGACUUCCACGCGGGGGCUAAGGAUACCGCGGAGGAGAUCGUGAGCGCGCUGGGCGAGCUGGCCGGCGCCGUGCGCGCCGAGGGCCUAAAGGAGGUCAUCAUGGCCGGGACCGGUAGGACCCAGAUGAAGGGCCAGGUGCUGUACGACUUCAUGGCGCAGGGCAACGACGAGGUCACGGUUGGUGUUGGCGACGAGGUCAUCAUCAUCGACGAUACGAAGAGCGAGGAAUGGUGGCAGGUACGCAGACUCAAGAACGGCAAGGAGGGCGUCGUGCCGAGCAGCUAUAUCGAGAUCACCGGACCUGUCUCCUCGCCUAUCACGUCGUCUCAUGCCGGCAUCAACGCCGGGAAAUCGACGGUCAAGCAGAACCGGUUGGAGGAAGAGCGGCUCACGAAGGAGGCCGUCAAGGCGGCACAGCAGGCAGAGCAGAGGGAGAAGGGGAAUCGAUCAUCAGAGGUAGGCCCAGGGAUGCGUUUGCCCGAGAGGAAUAGCAGUCUUUCGGCCAGGGAACGUAGUAACAGUGCGGGACAACAGCGAAGCAGGCGCGAAAACGGACGGCCAGAUGGAUCUGGGUCGUCGCGGUCUGGCAAGUCAAGUAAGUUUUGUUAUGAGAACAGGGGGACACCUCGAUUCAGCAGAGCCGCUAAUUCUUCCACAGAGCCCGACCCUUCGAAGGUCCGGACAUGGACCGACCGAUCCAAGUCGUUCAGCGUGGAAGCCCAGUUCCUGGGGCUGAAGGAUGGGAAGAUCAACCUUCACAAGAUGAACGGCGUCAAGAUCGCGGUCCCCGUCGCCAAGAUGUCGGUGGAGGACCUGGAAUACGUCGAGAGAGCCACGGGGAUAUCCUUGGACGAAGACAAGCCAUUGUCCGGCCUCCGGAAGAAGAUGGCGCCGGAUUCCAUCAAGAGCCCUACUUCAGCCUCCUCCAAGGUUGGGGCAUCGGUGGAGCCGAAGAAGCCCGACUACGACUGGUUCCAGUUCUUCUUGUCGUGCGAUGUUGCCGUGGGUCUCUGCGAGCGGUAUGCGCAGGCUUUCUCACGAGAUUCUAUGGACGAGAGUGUCCUCCCCGAUGUUGACGCCAGCGUCCUGCGCAACCUCGGCUUACGUGAAGGAGACAUCAUCAAGGUGAUGCGGUUCCUGGAUAACAAGUACGCCCGAGGGAAGAAGGGUGCCGGAGGCGACGAUGGCGAGGCCGGCGGCGGUCUAUUCUCGGGUCCCGGGGGAACUCUGCGCAACAACACUCGAAAGGGCCGUCCCGCACCUGCAGUUCAGACGAACGAUGUUGUCGACCCGAAAGCCUUCUCGCGGCAGAAGGAUGCAAAUAGCGACGCGGCUUCACCAAGUUCAGCAACAGCACCUGCUGCCAGUGCUGCUCCCGCCUCGAAAAGCUCCGGUGGUUUUGAUGACGACGCUUGGGAUGUGAAGCCAUCGAAAACACAGCCCUCAGAGGCACCGUCGACUACUUCCGCGGCUCCUGCUUCUAGACCGGCCGCGCAACUGACCGGCUCUAUGCAGGACCUCUCCUUGCUAUCGCAGCCACUGGAACCGACCAAGGUGCAACCUGUUGUAACUCAGCCUCCUGCCGCUCCGCCAACCGUUACAACUUCUCCUCCGGCCCAAGUGCCCCAGCAGACGGGAGCCACCCCCGCCUUCUUCUCCGGUAUGCAGCCGCCUACGAUCAACACCCAGCAGCUGGGCCAGAUGCCCCAGGCAAUGGCACGGCAGCGACCGAUGGCGCCGCAACACACGCAGGGACAAGGUGCGCUCAUGCCACCACCUCCAUUGCGGCCUCUCUCGGCUCCUCAGUCGGCCCAGCCGAGCGCCUUCUCGCCGCCCCCUCUGCAACCGCAGAUGACGGGCAACCCGAACAUGUAUCAACAGCAGAUCGCACCGCCGGGCCAGAGCCUCAACGACAUCAACCAGGCUCGGCUACAGCAACAGUAUAUGCAGCAGAUGCAGCAACAGCAGCAACUCCAGGCUGCACAACAGCCCCCCGCAGCGCCGAUGAUGGCUUACCCGACAGGCAUGCAGCAGCCUGGCUUUGGGCAGAACCAGUUCAUGCAGCCCAUGGCGAACGGGCCGCAGCAGAUGCAGAGCCCGUUUGCGGACCCCAGAUCCCAGCAAUUCUCGCCCGUCCAGGCCCAGCCCACGGGCUACCCGGGGGUCUUCAAUCCCGGGCAGGGCUUUGGCGGGGCGCCGACGGGGGGUGUCAAUUCAUUCCUCCCGCCACCCAUGGAGCCUCAGCGGACAGGAAUGCCGGGUCAGAUGCAGCCGCAGGCCACGGGUAUGCCGUUCACGCAGGGGUUUGGAAACGCGGGAGCCCCGCCACAGCAGCAGCAGCAGCAACAGCAGGCCCCGAUGCAGCCUCUCGUGGCGCAGAAGACUGGUCCGCCACCCCCUGUGCGGUUCGGCAUGACGGGAGACGCGAAGCUAGCACCCCAGCCAACGGGACGUCGGGCAAACCUUGCACAUGCUACACCGCAGAACCCCUUUGGAUUCUGA
This is a messenger RNA of Phialemonium atrogriseum, 3534 nucleotides long. RefSeq lists its product as uncharacterized. Lineage: Eukaryota; Fungi; Ascomycota; Sordariomycetes; Cephalothecales; Cephalothecaceae. Gene Ontology annotation, molecular function: protein-macromolecule adaptor activity; identical protein binding; cytoskeletal protein binding. Bases 1 to 3534 code for a protein of 1177 amino acids. The record is from RefSeq and is a predicted model, not a curated record. The transcript is spliced from 3 exons.